Messenger RNA from Schistocerca gregaria, 3282 nucleotides. RefSeq lists its product as uncharacterized. The transcript is spliced from 3 exons. The coding region runs from base 120 to 473 and encodes 117 amino acids. The record is from RefSeq and is a predicted model, not a curated record. Lineage: Eukaryota; Metazoa; Arthropoda; Insecta; Orthoptera; Acrididae.
ACAUUUCGUUUUGCUGUCACUGAGCACGUACUCUGACGCGAUCGUGUGAGCAAAACUGGCUGUAUAUAUCGCAAAUGUCAGCUUACUGAAGACUCCAGUAGGGAAGAAAAAGUAACAUCAUGACGAUGUUCGCCUCUCUUAUUAUUGCUGUGACGGCAGCAGUGUUGGCGGCGGACGACGUGUAUGCCGUCGGCCCAAUGCCAGUACUCGAACACCCGCCUCCACCAUUCGCAGUCCCCGGCGUGGACCACAUGGGGCAUGCGGGCCUCCCAAACGGCCCUUUCCAUCCUGGAGAUAGCUGUCCGGCGCUCUGCCCACUCCACUGGGAUCCAAGGAUCGCCUUAUGCGAGCCGGGCAGGCUGGCCGUGUUCGUCAACCACUGCGCCUUGCAACGGGAAGUCUGCCUGUUGAACAGAAAAUGCGUGUUGUUCAAACCUGAAUGGGAUCCUCACCAUCCUGAGGGGUGGCACUAGACUUCUGAAUGGGCAAGAAAGUGAUACGACGAGCACAGUACGAAGCAGACAAAUCGACUGUUACACUUCAGAUCAUCAACAUAGCUACUCGCUUUGUUGUUUUAGUGUUCAAAUAUAUGUAAAAAGACGUUUUCUCCUCAACUUUCCUUGCCUCCACAUUACAUAUCAGCAAACUGUGAUCAGAUUCUUGAUCUUCGCAUUCGAAAGCGAACUUGUAUCUCUGUAACGCACUGAUACGCAGUAAAAUACUUCGUUUCCGGCUUCAAAUCAAAGUUUGACCAUCCCGUUACAUUUUAGCCUCGUUUUCCUGCACAACAUCAUGUGAUAACUUAGGUUUAUCCUUUUUCAAGGUCACAGGAUGUUUACUCUCCUAUAAUUUCCAACUACAGUACUCGUAAAGCUUUUUCGAUUAUGAAAUGUCAACACAACAUACAACUUAGGUCUUCCUUCUUCCUGUUACUGAAAAAUACGUUUAUUGCCGUGGAUGAUAUUCUAUAAAAUCAUACUCAAUAUUCCAUUUUAGAUUUCCUAAGAAUUUUUCAACGUUGAUUCCUGUGCAAAGUUCAGCUUCCAACCGCUAGAUAUGGUUGGUGUUUGAUGUUAUUGUUCGAAUUUUGAUUUUGAUACGCUUCCCAACCUAGAAACGUUAACUUCUACUUUAUGAACAACGCACACAUUUACUGCUUUUCUGUUUCCUUUUUGUUUAAAUGUUGUAAACAGAAGCUGCUUGUAUUGUUAAAAUAUUUUUUUUUGCAGUUCCUGUAAUACUUACAUUGACUUCGCAUUUAUUUUCAGUCUUUGUAUUAAUUAUGUGUCGGAUUGAUCUGGAUGUUAUGGUGAAUUGGAUUUUCCGGCAUAUACUUCCCAUUUCCAGUUCUCAUUUUCGUGUUCAGGUGGUUGUAAAGUUAAAUCAAAAUCAGUCACUUUAUUAACUGAAAGUACUUGUCAUUGACGUACAAAUGCAUGUAUGCUUUCAUAGUGUGUUUGUGCUUUUUUCCCUCGAUCUUUUUUUCGAGCCUCGGCCAGAGUUUGAAGGCACCAAGUUCGAAGGAACCACCACAAACUCAGUGCAGAUGUGUGUGUGUGUGUGUUUUUUUUUUUUUUUGCAAAAGGGAGCUUUGGGGAGAGAGAGAGAGAGAGAGAGAGAGAGAGACAGAGAGAGAGAGAGAGAGAGAAUUCUGAUGUUUAUACGUAACAUGAGUAUCAGUUACCUUCUUUAUAUGUAGAAAUUAUGUCAAAGUAACUUCAUUAAGUAGUUCACUUUAACAUAAUCAUUUGAAAAUACUACACUACACUCUUCAAGAAGUUCUUUGGUAUUGAUUUCAUGAAUGGUGCAGAAGAGAGUAAUUAAAAGAAAAUAAACGACCCUUCAAGCAUAUAUACGAAUGAGCAAGUGAUUUAGAAACCUAACUAAUGGUGCAUUCUGAACAUUUUUUUAAAGCCGAUUGCCAAUAGUUAUGUAUUUUUCUUAAAUGCAUGGCAAACAUCUGUUUGCCUUUUAUUAUCACUACUAGUUGUGGCUUACAUCAUUAUGGUAUCUGUAUACAUCAAAACAAAGCAUGAAACAACUAUAAAUGCAUGAAGUCUAAUCAGUUACACCUACGUGUUAUAAAUUAAUACUUACAAAACAACAAAUAUUAAUCACAUGUCAUAGCAUAUUAUAUCAGUAUGACAGUUCACAUAAUUACUGCAUCAUCUGAACUGUUGAACAUCUACAGAACCGAACAGAUAUCGUUGUACAGAAGUUGGUGUGGCUGGUUUGAAAUCUGUUAUAACUGAUGAUCAGCUGAGUGUAUAUUUACCAAAGAGUAUCGAACCAUAGAAGUUAGUUAUUAUGAAAAAACUGAAGUAAAGAUGCAAGUAAUAUUGGUUUCAACAAAUUACAGCAACUAGUCGCUUUUUGUUUUAUUAUUUAAUGUUUAUGUCCAAUUAUAGGUUUCGAAUCGCCUAUCGAUUCAUCAUCUGAUCGUACACAUUCAUUGCAUGUUUGCAGCAUUGUGGGGCUCAGGUAGCUGUGGCAGAAUGUAUGGACGAAACAUGUAAGCAUUGAAUGUGGCGAGAAUUAUUUAUAUUAUGAGAUCGAUUUCGUUGCAUCACUUUAGCAGUAUCUUUUGGAUUCUUCUUGGUGCACACAUUGUUUUAGAAAACAUACCGAAUGUUUUCCGGUAACGUUAAUUUUACACUAUUUAACAAGUUUAGCCACAUGUAGCUAUUUUCACAUGCUUUACAAAACGUAAAUGAAUCGAAGAGCGUGAUUAAAGUUACUUUCUAAGCGUUUGUAUUGGAGCAGAGCGUCUUUUUCCUUAGCACUCGCAUUGCACAUUGGUGACAGUAAGUAUAUAUCUACUAGUUAUAUUCAUUACUGCAAAACUAAAACGUAUUUACAAUACAAACUUGACAUGUACUAUCUGCAGUAUCUAUUAAACAAUGAGAUUGGAUGAUAGUAUUCUGUAAUGUUAGUGCUGAAAUUACGUUUGACAUUUAUCUUGGUGUUUAAUAGGCAUCCAUCAUUACUUAUGAAAUAAAGAUUAGAACUUAAAGAUUGUCUGUAACUUUGACACAAUGGUUUGUUCACUAAGACAGUUUGUUCAUUUACAGUGGUGUGGGGUGAUUGAUUGUUAUUGUUGGAUAUCUCUUAAUGCUUCCAGGACAUCCAUCUUUACUCCUUUGCCUACAUGCAAUGAAUAAAUAACAUCUGACAAUUAACCACUAGGCGAUCCGAAACUGGCAAUCGAAAAUAAAAAUAGAGUAACAAAAUAAAAGGCCAUUGGUUGCAAUAAUUUGUGGAAAACUUCAUUCAUCACAAUCC